UCCCCGAGUCCUGCGGCAGCGUCCGGAGGUCCUCCUGGGUGUUUGCGUUCGCGUCCUGAACAGCACCGCGGGGACUGAGCCACACGGGCCGCCGUAGUCAGCUGCGGCGAGCAGGAAGUGUCCCAGCGGCGGCUGGCAGACUGCACGAUGGCCCCAGACCCCUGGUUCUCCACUUACGAUUCUACCUGUCAAAUCGCCCAAGAGAUCGCCGAGAAGAUUCAACAGCGGAAUCAGUAUGAAAGGAGGGGUGAAAAGACAACCAAGCUGACGGUGACCAUCAGAGCUUUGCUGCAGAACCUGAAGGAAAAGAUCGCCCUGUUGAAAGACUUACUGCUAAGAGCGGUGUCAACACACCAGAUGUAUCCGCCGAAUGUGCUGGCAAAGCAAGACCUGCCGAAGGAAUUCUCUCGGUUGGGUGGAACCUUUCCACAGCACAGGAGGCUGGGGCUUUGCCUCGGGGCUGUGUGCACCGAGCUGUGCCCUGUGUGGCCAGCAGCGGGGCUCCAGCAGGAAAAGCCUCCCAGGUCACCCUGCAGUCCCCAGAGCUGUCCAUAUAUUCCAGUCCUGGCAUCCUUUAAGAAUGAGGGCGCAGAGCCAGAUCUGAUCAGGUCCAGUCUGAUGAGUGAAGAAGCUAAGCGAGGAGCACCCAACCCUUGGCUCUUGGAGGAGCCAGAGGAGACCAGAGGCUUGGGUUUUGAUGAGAUUCGGCAACAGCAGCAGAAAAUCAUCCAAGAGCAGGACGCGGGCCUUGAUGCUCUCUCCUCUAUCAUAAGUCGCCAGAAGCAAAUGGGGCGGGAGAUCGGCAAUGAACUGGAUGAACAGAACGAGAUAAUUGAUGACCUUGCCAACCUGGUGGAGAACACAGACGAGAAACUCCGCACGGAAACCAGACGCGUGAGCCUAGUGGACAGAAAGUCAGCUUCAUGCGGGAUGAUCAUGGUGAUCCUGCUGCUGUUUGUGGCGAUAGUGGUCGUGGCAGUCUGGCCGACCAAGUGAUGGCAAGAAAGGGACCCCGGGCUGUGACCCCAGGACGACGCAGAAAACCCAGCACCUUGCGGUACCCAGACCCCGCUCUCAAUAAACCCCCGAGGCUCUGA
Molecule: messenger RNA, 1097 nt
Organism: Oryctolagus cuniculus (rabbit)
Lineage: Eukaryota; Metazoa; Chordata; Mammalia; Lagomorpha; Leporidae
Source: RefSeq, a predicted model, not a curated record